GUUCAAGUAGUUCCUCUCAUCUUUCGUUCGCUCUUCGUUUUCUAUUUUAUCCAUCUACUGCACGCACAGAUAGAGUACCUUCUGCGUCAAUUAGAUAGCUCAUGUCUUCAAACUUACCCACUCGCCGUGUGACGCGGGUUAGCCGUACGGCGGUCCAGAAGGACAGCGAAAAUGCCAACGCCCGCCCAUCUCGUAUCGCCUCUCGUGUGAAGCCCCCAUCUACGUCCGCUAUUCCUGCUCCUACUGCCACGCUCCAAUCUAGGGCCUUAGGCGCUACCGCCGCCUCUCGCGCAAAAGUCGGGGCCAACGAUGAGAACAAAGUCGACCCUGCUCUUCAGGGCAAGCGUAAGCGCGAGGCUCUUGGCGAAGUCACAACCAAGAACAUCAACAAGAAUAAGGCCGCUGCCACAGUUGCUAAGGAUGGAAAGGGCAAAGGCAAGGAAGUUGCCGCACCAGCCAAGGAAACGUUUGAUGGUGUAGUGAUCAAGGCGAAGCCCACCGUCCCCUUAAGACAGACUACCACUCGUCGCACUACUAGGUCUGCGAUAGUCCCAGAGGUAAAACCGUUGAAAGAUGUCAAGGACGAUCCCACGGUCAAUGAUGAAGAUGCGAUGGCCGUGGAUGAUCACCCACCGGCUCCGGAGCCCUUGCGACGCGUUUCAACCCGCAGGUCGGGCGCAAACACCCAGCAGGUGAUCACUCAUGAGGUCCAACGUGUUCAGACUGCUCGACGAACCUCUUCACAUCUCGUCUUAAAGGCUGAGACGCAUGACGAUGUUCAAGAAGAUCGUGUCUUUAAGAAGCGGCGGACGUCUUCUGACGCUCCAGAGACCGAUGUAGACGAGCAAGCCCAGCACGAGGCAGAAGUGGCGGCUGUACUCGAUGUCAAUGUGACGCCAGAAGCUGAUCCCGACGGUGACGAGUGGGACGAUCUCGAUGCUGAGGAUGCCGAUGAUCCAUUGAUGGUCAGCGAGUAUGUUGUCGAAAUCUUCAAGUACAUGAAGCAGACCGAGCUCAUAACACUUCCCAAUCCGGAAUACAUGGCGUCGCAAAAAGAGUUGGCCUGGUCCAUGCGCGGGAUCCUUCUCGAUUGGCUAGUGCAAGUACACGCCCGAUUCCGAUUGCUGCCUGAGACUCUGUUUCUCUGCGUGAACAUCAUCGAUAGAUUCUUGUCGGCACGCGUAGUCUCCCUCGCUAAACUCCAGCUCGUGGGCAUUACGUGCCUCUUCGUUGCUUCCAAGGUCGAAGAGAUUGUCGCACCAUCCGUCUCGCACUUCCUUCACUGCGCGGACUCAUCGUACACCGAAUCCGAGAUUCUUCUUGCAGAGCGGUACGUCCUGAAGACGAUUGACUGGAACUUGAGCUAUCCGAACCCGAUGCACUUUCUGCGGCGUAUAAGCAAGGCGGAUGAUUACGAUGUAAAAUCAAGGACGAUGGGGAAGUAUCUAUUGGAGGUGGGCACACUGGAGUGGCGGUUGCUGGCCACUCCACCUUCGCUAGUCGCUGCUGCUGCGACCUGGCUGGGACGCCUCAUUCUUGGCAAUGAUAAAUGGUCUGCUAAUCAUGCGCACUACUCGUCGUAUGCGGAAAGUUCCAUCAUUCCGACCGCCAACCUGAUGCUGAACUAUAUCCUCAAACCCAUCCGUCACGAAUCAUUUUACAAGAAAUACGCUGGCAAGCGGUUCAUGAAGGUGAGCAUACUGGUACGAGAGUGGGCUCUGGAACGGUGGGAAGAAGGCGAGCAGGUGUCUCUCGCAGCCGUGUUGCCAGCCAUUCGUGUGAAGAAUCAGGCAGAAAGGGAGCGGCUAGCAGGCAUGGACGGUGAGGAUGAAAACUCAUAGGGUCGACGACGCGCAUGGUCUCCCACCCGUUCUUUUAUUAUUCUUCAUCAUCACGGCUAUCACUCACUGAAAACGCAUAUCCAUUCCUCGGACACCCACACCAUCUAUCCCCGCGUGCAUCAUAUUCAUCCCACGAGCAUCAUGACCUUAAUUCUGUGCAACUCAACCAUCACACCAUCCAUCAACGCCAACUUCGUUUUUUUGUUCUUUCAUUUUGUUGUUUAUGUGUCAAUCUUAUGAUUAUCAAAUACCUUUCCCCCCCACACUCGUCCGCCUGUUUAUGCGCCACAUCUAUGCCUCAUGCUCUGCGCUUGAUUUGUCGCUAUCACGCUGCCAUCUCAGUGCUCUACACAUCUCGCUCGCUGUCUGCCCGUACUCGAUUUGUCGAUUCGCGCAAAUGCACCAGUACCCGUCCGGAUACCCCCCCUCCAUUGUUGCUUGCCCUGUUCUCGCUU
Molecule: messenger RNA, 2296 nt
Organism: Suillus paluster
Lineage: Eukaryota; Fungi; Basidiomycota; Agaricomycetes; Boletales; Suillaceae
Product: cyclin-like protein
Exons: 5
Coding region: 102-1841 (579 amino acids)
Biological process (GO): regulation of cyclin-dependent protein serine/threonine kinase activity; G2/M transition of mitotic cell cycle
Cellular component (GO): cyclin-dependent protein kinase holoenzyme complex; centrosome; cytoplasm
Molecular function (GO): cyclin-dependent protein serine/threonine kinase regulator activity
Source: RefSeq, a predicted model, not a curated record